Abrus precatorius (Indian licorice) is the source of this 1163-nucleotide messenger RNA. RefSeq lists its product as uncharacterized. NCBI's taxonomy places the organism in Eukaryota, Viridiplantae, Streptophyta, Magnoliopsida, Fabales, Fabaceae. The transcript has 5 exons. The coding region runs from base 127 to 840 and encodes 237 amino acids. The record is from RefSeq and is a predicted model, not a curated record.
AAUGGGUCUGGUUCUAGUUCCGGUCGUUUAGUGUCGGAGAGUGCGAGGUGGAAACUACCUUCGGUGCUUUGUGUUCUGCGUCCGUAUCACUGUGCCUGUGUAUGCAUCAUCCACACAAACACAGAAAUGCUUAAUGCCCUCCGAUUUCAAGGUUCAAACGCAGGCGUUGUUCUGCACACGAAAAACGCCUUCCCCACCAACAUCGACUCACGACGUUCUCUCGCGUUCACAAGACGCCAAGCCUUUCCCCAACCCUUGUGCUCUUUCACCCUACAAUCACCUCAAUCGUCUCACUUCACUUCCACCGUUGGAUCUUCACUGAUUCAGCAUUCGAACCUCACUCACCGCCAUCUCACUCUUCUCAACGCCCUUGCUUGCGUGACAGCGAUAUGUGCCACGUGGCUCUUUUGCUCUGCGAUUCCUGCGCUUCUGGCUUUCAAGAAAGCGGCAGAAUCACUGGAGAAGCUCAUGGAUGCCACCAGAGAGGAGCUUCCCAAUACCAUGGCCGCAAUUCGAUUAUCCGGCAUGGAAAUCAGCGAUUUAACCACCGAACUCAGUGAUCUAGGACAAGACAUUACUCAAGGUGUUAGAAGCUCCACACGUGCAGUUCGGUUGGCGGAGCAGAGGCUUCGACGUUUAACGACUGUGCCUUCUUCUGCUUCAGCUUCGUUGCAGGUAAUGACGAGUCCGAAAACUGAGGAUGACCCAGCGGUAGCCCGAACCGCCAGGGGCGUGAGGGAGGGCAUUGUGAAGGGUCGUGCUAUCUUGCAAAUGUUUUUCACCCUCACCCGCUUUUCAAGGUUUGCUCUCAACUUUUUCACUGGACGUAGACAAAGCUAGCAUCUCUUCUUGGGUCGUACAGAAUGAACCACUAUUCCUCAGCCCCACGUCUCUACUUGUCUGUUGAUCUUUCUAUUUGGUCAUGGAUGGUUUAGUUUGGUUGUGCACUCUUGCCAUUUUCUCUAUUGCAGAUUGCAAAAGAGACAUUUCCCUUUGGACAUGAAGCAACAGGGUCUAAUGUCUGUAACAAUGUUUUUCGCAAUUUCUAAUGUUGACUUCGUUAUUCACCUUAGUGAUACGAGUAAAAUAAAAAUAUAUUUAAGAGUCAUAGAUCUGUACAGGAAGUGAGAACCUAAAAUAAAUGGACUACAGAUUGAAUUCAC